CCUUUAUCUUCCUAUUCUGCGCGCUCAUCGGCGUCACUCUGGCAGCGCCAGCUCCGCAACCCGAUUCCCAGUCUGAGCUACAGGCUCGCGAUCAAAAGCAAGUCUACAGUCCUUGUAUUGAAACCGCGCCAACGGGGGCCGGCACACUAACAGCCAGUCCAGGCUCGGUAAGGGCACAAUCUAUCAGCAAUUAGGCGCCUCUGGUUCCUGUGGCAGGAAACUCGGUGACGACGCUAUGAUCGUCGCGCUCAGCAACGCCUGGAUGAAGGGUCAACCUAACGCGCCCUUGUGCGGCCGAAAGGUGAAGGCCACGAACAAGAAAAACGGCAAAACUGUUGUCGUGACUGUUGCGGAUACUUGCGCAGGCUGUGGAGCAAAUGACCUCGAUUUCUCGGUCGGAGCAUGGAAUGCUCUUACCGACAACGCUCCCUGGGGAACGUUUCCCGCCGCCUGGUGCGUUGUUACGAAAGGGGAAAAAAAAAUUGUCCUGCGAUCCCGGAUGCUGAUUCUGAAAUCUUUGCAGGGAUUUUGUAUAAAUGCACGUCCCAGCCCGUUAACAAGCUGGCCAGCGCUGCACGCGUACCGGCUAGGCGGUUGUUCACACCAAGCAGGGCGCAAUUGCGCUCACAUUCCACAGCGUAGAAAUAUUUGCCAGCCAGCCAAGAGGCCGCUUCUGAGUUCAAUCCCAUGACCACAUACAUAUUCAAGUUGUCUUUGCCCCCCUCAGCAUGUCGUUUUCAGUUCAAGUGAACUUCUGUCUGUUCCUAC
Molecule: messenger RNA, 768 nt
Organism: Coccidioides immitis RS
Lineage: Eukaryota; Fungi; Ascomycota; Eurotiomycetes; Onygenales; Onygenaceae
Exons: 1
Coding region: 236-691 (151 amino acids)
Source: RefSeq, a predicted model, not a curated record